Molecule: messenger RNA, 663 nt
Organism: Rhinocladiella mackenziei CBS 650.93
Lineage: Eukaryota; Fungi; Ascomycota; Eurotiomycetes; Chaetothyriales; Herpotrichiellaceae
Exons: 2
Coding region: 1-663 (220 amino acids)
Molecular function (GO): monooxygenase activity; oxidoreductase activity, acting on paired donors, with incorporation or reduction of molecular oxygen; heme binding
Source: RefSeq, a predicted model, not a curated record
AUGCUUGCAAGCGUCAUAUUUGUCACGUUUACCAUCGCAGUUUGUGCCUACUUUAUUUUCACACCAACUUCGGGCAAAGUGCCCAGUGGCACACAGUUACCAGAUGGUCCGUCAGGAAAACCCAUCAUCGAUAACCUCCUCGAUAUCCCGCCUCGCCACAGCUGGUUCAAAUUUCCGCAAUGGAGCAAGCAGUAUGGACCUCUCUUCCGACUGGACAUUGCAGGUCGCAAUCACAUCGUCGUAAGCACAGAGGAAAUUGCCAACGACUUAUUACGAGAACGAGGCACCAUCUACAGCGAUCGCGAGCAGUUGCCAAUGGCGGCAAAGCUUUUGAGCGACAAUUUGAGGCCGUUGUUCUUGCCGUACGGGGGGACUUGGCGCAAUGUGCGGAAGUUGAUGCAUAAAUUGACUAAUAUCAGUGUUGCGACGACAUAUGAAACUUUGCAAGAGGAAGAGAGUCUUCGAACGUUUGAGCGCUACUCGGCCGGACUCAUCCUGCGUCUGGCUUACUCGAAGCCGGUCUACACAGGGGAGGAUUCGUUCGUCAAAGGGCACUCGCUGUCCUGCACACAGUGGAAAGAGGAGUCAGCCCUGGAGCACAUCUUGCGGACACGAUUCCUGCUCUGUUGUACUGCCCUCCUUUUUGGCUCCGUUCAAGCGUGA